ACAACUCUGACCUACUGCCUAGAAGGAUGGUCUGAUAAAACUUUAAUGGAUUUACUUGCAAACGCAGAUGUAGGCCAUGGUCUCAAAUUGAAAUAAUAUUCUGGUGAGAAAACUGAAAUAACACAUGACAAUAACAUGAAACAAAAAAGAAUAAUGAAACGACCAUUUGAAACAGAUGAUUGUCUGCGUGAUGAUGGCUUCCUGGAAAGUGACCGUACCACUGAUCCUGAUAAAGGUGAUUGCUGCUCAUUCUUGAUCUGUGAUGGAAUCCUCAACAAGACUGGCUACAGAGUAUCGUGUAUGGGAGGAACCGUCUGGAACUAUGUGCUGAAAGUGUGUGACGAUCCAAAAUACUUCCCUUCUUGCAAUCCAUCAGACUGCAACGUUCCAAGCAGAACAACUGAACUUUGUGGAGCUUUGAAUUCAGAUCAGUGCUGUGUUCAUGGUCGCCAACCGAUUUACACCGCUGUCUCUGGCAGUGAUUCCAAGUACAUCGUAGCAGGGGAACGGAAAGAGAACCAAUGUCCACAGGGUGAAGUGUUUAACUUAGAAGAUUGUUGCUGUGAAUCUAUCGAGCCAAGAAUCCCGUUAUGCUCAGAUGAGACUGACAACUACCAUCGAGUACCCGGAUCUGACGCUGAUGUUCCCUCUGAGGAUUACUGUUGUUACUAUGCACAGUGUUUCGCCAAUGGCACCGGGUAUGAUAAGGUAAAAUGUAUGCCACCAAGUGUUUGGAACAACGAUCCUGAUGUUAAAUCUUGCGACCUUCCAGUAAAUGUACCAGAAUGCAUGCAAUUCUUUUGCGGUGCUGAAACAACUGAUCCUCCUUGUGAGGGAGUCUCGGGGCCCGGAGGGAGUUGCUGUCAGGCAGGGGUCUGGUAUGGUGCUGUCCCUGGUUCAGAUGGACAACAGUAUAUGAUAACUCAACUUCCAGAUGGUUCUGACUGGUCCUUAGACACAAGCAGAGUCCUGUGUUGUUCUGAAGAUUUUGAGGGCAACCAGUUGAUUUUCAAUGAUGAUCCGGACUCGUGUUGUUGUGAAUUACCAACUGUACCAUAAUGUUAUCACCAAUCUUGGAAGAAUAAGAAAUAAAACAUAACACAUUGUAACAUGUAACGGGAAUUAAACGUUGAUAAAAAUAAUGUUCAUGGCUUCAGUCCCUAAUAGUAAACAUAAAAUAUGUGUAGAUGAAACAUCUCCCAAGUUUAUUUCAUCUUUCUAGUUACAUUUUGCAUAAUCUUUUAUUUCAUCUGAGCACUGUUAUAUAUUAUCUGUAUCUCAAAAUUGUUCCUAAUCAAGCUAAAGUAGUUCCUCCUUUUUAA
This is a messenger RNA of Owenia fusiformis, 1322 nucleotides long. NCBI's taxonomy places the organism in Eukaryota, Metazoa, Annelida, Polychaeta, Sabellida, Oweniidae. The record is from the annotation of a GenBank genome assembly.